AUGAGAGAGAGAAAGAGAGAGUUAGAGGGUAAGAUAGCUCUAGCAUUCGGUGAGUUACUUCGGAAGCUAUGGGCGCCUGGACGAACACCGGUUGCUCCUCGACCUUUUAAAACAAAACUUGCUCGUUUUGCACCUCAGUUUAGUGGUUACAAUCAGCACGAUUCUCAGGAGCUUUUGGCAUUUUUGCUAGAUGGUCUUCAUGAAGAUCUGAAUCGUGUGAAACACAAACCAUAUGUAAAGUUUAGAGAUGCUGAUGGCAGGCCUGAUGAAGACGUAGCUGAUGAGUAUUGGGCAAACCACAUUGCUCGUAAUGAUUCUAUAAUUGUUGAUGUCUGCCAAGUGAGUAUGUCAUCGAAAAAUUAUGUCAAAAAAUUGCUGGUUAAUGAAACCUGUAUUUCUUACUGUAAUUAUGACAAACUUGAGGGGUCCAAGUUGAAUUUUUCCUUUUUUCAAUGA
Prunus mume (Japanese apricot) is the source of this 456-nucleotide messenger RNA. Lineage: Eukaryota; Viridiplantae; Streptophyta; Magnoliopsida; Rosales; Rosaceae. The record is from RefSeq and is a predicted model, not a curated record.